GAUCUUAGCUUUGAAUUCAUAGCAACUUGUAUACUUAAACAAAUGGACAAUAUUAAGAUUUCUGCUUUCUUUCGACUUUCGACUUUCGUCUUGCCCCUUUGCUAAUAAAAUAAUCAUCAGGAAUUAAAUCAAAUAAGCUUUACAUCACUAUAUAUCAAGAUGCUACAUCUCUAAAUUCUAUUCACUCCAUCAACAACGUAACAAUGUUUACCAAAAUAAAAUUUGAAUCCUUGUUAAUUUCUUUGUUCCUCUUAUUUUCCCUCUCCUCAGCCAAAACACCUCCGAGACCUCGAGCUUUUCUUCUUUCAGUAACCAAAGAUGCAUCCACUAAACAAUACCUCACUGCCCUCCCUCAAAGAACACCCCGUGUCCCGGUCAAACUUACUAUCGAUCUUGGUCAACGAUUUUUAUGGGUUGAUUGUGAAAAGGGUUAUGUUAGUUCAACCUAUAAACCUGUCCCUUGUGGUUCCGUCACUUGUAAACGCUCAUUAUCUGCUGCCUGUGUUGAAUCAUGUAUAGAUCCUCCUUCACCAGGGUGCAACAAUAACACUUGUUCACAUAUUCCUUAUAACCCCUUUAUUCGAACCAGCACUGGUGGUGAACUUGCUCAAGAUAUUGUUUCACUCCAAUCAACUGAUGGCAUGAAUCCGGGUAAAUUCGUAUCUGCAAAUGGAGUAGUUUUUGAUUGUGCUCCUAAUUCUCUUCUUGAAGGACUAGCAAAGAAUGUUAAAGGGAUUCUUGGACUUGGAAAUGGUUAUGUAGGAUUUCCUACACAAAUUGCUAACGCUUUUCGUGUAGCUCGAAAAUUUGCCAUUUGCUUAACUUCAUCUACAACUACUCGUGGUGUUGUCUUCUUUGGUGAUAGUCCUUAUGUUUUUCUUCCUGGAAUUGAUGUUUCUAAGAGACUUGUUUACACCCCACUUUUUAAAAACCCAGUUAGUACAUCAGGUUCGUAUUUUGAAGGGGAGCCUUCGACGGAUUAUUUUAUUGGAGUGACAUCUAUCAAAAUAAAUGGUAAUGUCAUUCCAAUAAAUACCACAUUGUUGACCAUAACCAAAGAUGGCAAAGGCGGAACAAAAAUCAGUACUGUUGAACCUUACACUAAGUUAGAGACUUCGAUUUACAAUGCAUUAACAAAGGCAUUUGUUAAAUCACUUGCUAAGGUUCCAAGGGUGAAACCUGUGGCUCCUUUUAAAGUGUGCUAUAAUAGAAGGAGCUUGGGAAGUACUCGUGUUGGUCCUGCUGUACCACCCAUUGAGCUAGUGUUGGGAAGCAAAAAUACUACCAAAUCUUGGACUAUUUGGGGUGUAAACUCUAUGGUGGCCGUGAAUAAUGAGGUGCUUUGUCUUGGAUUUGUGGACGGAGGAGUUGAGUUUGAACCCACAACUUCUCUAGUCAUUGGAGCGCAUCAAAUUGAAGACAACCUUUUGCAAUUUGACAUUGCUAAGAAAAGGUUGGGUUUUUCUUCUUCGCUCUUGUUUGGUCAAACAUCAUGUGCCAAUUUUAACUUUACAUCUAAAGCUUGAUGGUGGAAAAAAAAAAGUUUGUGCUUUUGUAAUUUUAGAUUCAAAUAAGUGUUUUUAAAAAAAAAAUUCCAAAAGAUGGACUUGAUCAAGAAUAAGGGGUCGUUUGGUAGAGUGUAUUGAAAAAAAUAAUGCAUGGAUUAGUUAAUGUCCUUUACUAGUACAUUGUUUGGUACAUUUUUUAGCCUAUGUAUAACUAAUUAGUUAUUCACUUUAUUAUGUAUUAACAAUACACACUAUUUUUCAUGUUUUAGUAAUGCAAAGACUCUACACAUACAUUAACUUGUUAAA
Capsicum annuum is the source of this 1814-nucleotide messenger RNA. RefSeq names its product probable aspartic proteinase GIP2. NCBI's taxonomy places the organism in Eukaryota, Viridiplantae, Streptophyta, Magnoliopsida, Solanales, Solanaceae. The transcript has a single exon. Gene Ontology annotation, molecular function: aspartic-type endopeptidase activity. Gene Ontology annotation, biological process: proteolysis. Bases 204 to 1526 code for a protein of 440 amino acids. The record is from RefSeq and is a predicted model, not a curated record.